GAAGUCUCCUCCCUUCCUCCACUCUUUCCUCCCCACCUCCACCCAUUCCACGCAAUUCCCUAUGCCCAAGAAGCAUCAGAAAACCACGUUCAUCAAACCAGCAAGCACUGCGCACCAUACCCUUUCCUCCCCCGGUCCUUCCCCGCGCAAUCAGCAUGACCGCUAUCGGCAGUCUUCUUCCCCCGCAGCGUCGGAGGAAAGCUCCGUCAACGAUCUGAUCCACCACCUUCGUCGCACGCAGGUAUCGGCAGAGAAUGGCCCUGGUAGCCCAUCCGGAUUCGUGACCGCACGGUCCGUCCACCCAUCCCUCCGGAAUCUUCUCGAGCUGCCGGAGACGCCACCCCCGCGACCCCGCCCGGACUCGACCCGCCGCGUCGGCGUAAGGGGAGAACGAGGGAGAAGGAUUGCAGGACCCCCGCCUCCGGAAAGCUGGGUAUCUGGGGACCAGGAUGACGAACAGGGGAUGGCAUAUGAUGACGCGGCAACGAAACAGGUCAUAUACCGAUUGGAUCUCCUGCCCGGGGUGACCUUCCCUUCUCGCGAUCGACUCCUGCACAUGCUAUUGAAAUCGAUGGCGUUGCACUGGACGUGGCACCUCGCGUAUGACGGGCAGUUUCUUGCCUCUCUGCCGAAUCAUAUCAAGGUGCUCCUGCUAAGCUAUGUUGGAUUCUAUGCGAGGGAUCAGCCGACACGGGGGCUCAUGCAUGGUCUGAGCCCAUUGUUUGAGAAACCGGGGAUGGACAAUCGUGCUUCUGUUGCUGGCGAGGAGGUGGACAUCGCUACCAAUGCUGACUCGGAAAUUACACGUUUGGAUCUGACCGGGGCGAUUGGGAAAUGGAUGGACUUCAAAAGACUGUCCAGUGAGCUCCUUCACUCACAGCGGCCUAAGCCCACCCAAGAGAAGCAAAAGGCACCUGUCCCACCUUCCUGGGAGGAUGAGUGCGUCGAAGAUACCGACACCACGCCCGCGAGCAACCCCAGCCCCAUCCCCAAAACCCUUGCUUCAAGAGGACGCUUUGAGAACCUACGCUUUCUGUCCUUGGCUCACCCAAGCCCCGCCGCUGCGAACUGGAACUCCCUCAUCCACCUCCUCUCUCGCCUGUCGACCAUCACCCACCUCUCUUUGGCGCAUUGGCCCGUCCCUACGGUCAACCCCACCGCCAUCGGUACGAGACUACGUCACCCAGCGAACAGAUCCCUAACCCUCCCCUAUGGCGGCACGGACAUGUAUUCCGCAAUGGAAAACAACUGGGCCGAGUCAGCGGGUAUCCUCCGCCGACUGUCCAAGGUAACCUACUGCUUAAAGUGGCUAGACCUGGAAGGCUGCGCGGGCUGGAUCCCUGCCCUGAACUGGGACGGCGUCGGCCCCGACGGCGAAAGCUACGCGGCCGGACCCGAGUGGAACGGCUCCUGGCGCGACGUCGACUUUGUCCGUCUAGGCCCGGGAUGGCUGCCCCUCAUCGACAACAGCGAACCGCCCCUGACACAAGACAACAACGCGCGGACCUCAGCAUCAUCGUCGAUGUCUUCCCCGUCUCGCUCACUCGCAACCUCCGUCCAUGCUCCUCCGCCUUUCCAUUCCCGUGUCGACCAUGGGACCACCGACGAUUUACCCUGGGACGUGGAGAUCGAACGCAUCAAGUAUCGGCGCAUGAAGGAGCUCGAGAGCUUCCGCGAGACGGUCGAGGCUGCCAAAACCGUGCAGCAGCGCAUUCUGCGUACUCGCAAGGAAGGGCGCGGCAAAUGGGUGAAGUUCUCCUUUGGGCUGGAAGGCUUGGAUGACGAUGUGCUUAGGGAGAUCCUUGGACCGAACUAUUGGAGUCUCCUGCCGUGAUGCCAUUAGCUGGUGGGUGUGCGUAUAUAUAAACGGUCUGAAUUAUAUUGAACGGGCUUGUAUAAUAGGACCUACUUAUAUAGUUAUUCCUACUGUCCGGUAGGAUGUGAUAUACAAAAGAACCUUCUUUC
Messenger RNA from Aspergillus campestris IBT 28561, 1965 nucleotides. RefSeq lists its product as uncharacterized. Lineage: Eukaryota; Fungi; Ascomycota; Eurotiomycetes; Eurotiales; Aspergillaceae. The transcript has a single exon. The record is from RefSeq and is a predicted model, not a curated record. Bases 62 to 1834 code for a protein of 590 amino acids.